This is a messenger RNA of Mercurialis annua (annual mercury), 1324 nucleotides long. RefSeq lists its product as uncharacterized. The transcript has 3 exons. Gene Ontology annotation, cellular component: endosome; trans-Golgi network. The record is from RefSeq and is a predicted model, not a curated record. The coding region runs from base 44 to 703 and encodes 219 amino acids. Lineage: Eukaryota; Viridiplantae; Streptophyta; Magnoliopsida; Malpighiales; Euphorbiaceae.
AAUAAAAGAGUAAGUAAAGCAAAAGAAAGAGAGUUGAAGAGAAAUGGGAAACCCUAGAAGAAGCUCAAAUGAAAUUAGUAACAACCCAUUUCAUCAACCCCAAACCAUAUCAAUUCUACAUUUUUUGAAAAAACCUCAUGCAAUUCCCAUACUGCUUUCAAUCUUCAUCUUCCUCACUUGCCUCUCUCUCACACUUCACCAUCAUUCUUCUUCUUUCAAUGUUCAUGCAACCACACAGCACCCCAACCAAAAUAAUGAUAAAUUGGCCAAUUUAAUCAGAUUCAGCUCAAAUUCUGCUUCUCCUAUUAGCAAAGACAACCGUGGUUGGCUGCUUAAUCCGCUCUCUCUUGCUCUGCACUCCGGCAUUACAGGUGGACCGGUUUCUUGUGCUUCAAUUCAUGUUGGUGAGAUUAAACCUGGCACUUUUAGGGGAAACCAUCGACACUAUUCUUGCAAUGAGACUUUUGUUAUUUGGGGUGCCAAAACUUUGUUCAGGGUGGAGAACAGCCAGAUUGUUGAUAAAGGCUAUGCUGAAGUGACAAUUGGUGCUGAUGAAGUCGCUGUUGCAGCUAGUCCGAGAGGAACUGCUCAUCUUCUGGUAAAUGUAGAUCCCUUCCUUACCACAUUUUUCAUUGGGUGCCAAGACAGUUUGAUAAUAUAUAAUGACUCGACUACUGAUUUCAAUGUUUGGAAAGAUUUUUAAGUCAUUUUUACACAUCUUUGCGCUUACUCAACAUGCUGUGAUGCAAAAUGUUUGUUCAUCCCUCCACCAUGUCAUACCGAUGAUAGAGUUUGAGCUCUAUCUGUUGCAUAUAGAAGAUUUUGUUAUGCUCUGUUGAUUUUUAAAUUGCACACUCUGUAGCUUUAUAUUUUUAUGUAUAUAAUGAUCUUUCGUCGUCUCUUAUAAUUUUAUUGCAAGACACGUUACAAAGUCUUAGAGAUGUACCUUUUUUCAAGCACUUUUACACACUGGAAGUGAGUGCCAUUAUAAUUAAGUCGUGUUCUUUUUUGGCGAUAUGGAAUGCUAACUCCGCCAUAUUAUUGUGCCCCCUUUGCGUCGAAGGUUUAAUGUAAAACAAAAGGUAUGUGUUCCUGAGUAGGUUCUUUAGUCACUUUGUUAUGAUACAAUCAAUCUUCAUAAGCUGAAUCUUGACUGUGAUGAUCCUCUCUUUAUUUCGUAUUGAAAAUGAUCGAGUAUAGUUGGUUGGAUAAAAAAUGAAUUCAUACAGCUGAUCCCAAUUAAUUUGGAAUUAAAUAUUAAUUGAGCUGAGUUGUAAUGCUACUUUAUUUCAAUUAGAUAGCUACCUACAAUGAUUUGCAAGUA